AUGGAGUCUGAACCACCUCAAGAACUUACCAGAAGUAAAUACAGUCUUGCAACAGAAUUAGUUUAUAUAGACAAUUCCGAUGGAUCUGGGACCAAAGAUCCUUAUAAUGCCUCAUCUAUGCCUAUUUAUCAGACGGCAACCUUCAAACAAUCUUCUGUAUCUCAAAUGGGCGAGUUUGAUUACUCUCGAAGCGGAAAUCCAACACGAUCUCAUUUAGAAAACCAUCUCGCUAAAAUUAUGUCAGCGAAACGUGCUUUUGUUGUGAGCAGUGGUAUGAGCGCUUUGGAUGUGAUAGCUCGGUUAGUUAAGUCUGGCGAGGAAAUAAUCGCUGGUGAUGAUUUGUAUGGAGGAACAAAUCGACUUCUUUCAUUUCUUAAUAAAAGUUUUGAUAUAAAAACACAUCAUGUUGACACCACCGAUGCAACUUCACUAUUACCGUGUUUGCAUCCUACAAAAACUCGCCUUGUUUUAUUGGAAUCACCUACAAAUCCAUUAAUAAAAGUUUCGGACAUACCGGAAAUUGCAUCAGUUGUACAUGAAAAAUGUCCAAAUGCUUUGAUAGUGGUUGAUAAUACUAUGAUGUCUCCUUAUCUUCAAAGACCCUUAAAUUUUGGAGCGGAUAUAGUGUUACACUCUGGAACAAAAUAUCUUAGUGGACAUCAUGAUUUAAUGGCUGGAGUUAUUGGUGUUAAAGAUGAAAUUGUUGCGGAGAAAAUCUACUUUAUUAUUAAUUCAACUGGAUGUGGUCUGGCUCCUUUUGAUUCAUGGUUAUUAUUACGUGGUAUUAAAACUUUGGCUGUUCGUAUGGAAAAACAACAAACAAAUGCAAUGCAAAUAUCAGAAUUUCUUGAAUAUCAUAAUUUCAAAGUCAUGUAUCCUGGAUUAAGAUCACAUCCACAACAUAAUUUACAUUUUACCAUGUCCAAUGGACCUGGUGCAGUACUUAGUUUUUUAACUGGUGAUGUAACAAUUAGUGAACGUAUUGUGGAAUCCACUAAAUUAUGGGCUAUUAGUGUUAGUUUUGGUUGUGUCAAUUCUUUAAUAAGUAUGCCUUGUAGAAUGUCUCAUGCAAGUAUACCUGCUACAGUACGUCAAGAAAGAGGGUUACCAGAGGAUUUAAUUCGUUUAUGUGUUGGAAUUGAAGAUGUUAAUGAUUUGAUUGAUGAUUUGUAUUCAGCACUAAUUAUUGCUAAGGCUAUCAGUGCAAAUCGUUAA
Molecule: messenger RNA, 1215 nt
Organism: Diversispora eburnea
Lineage: Eukaryota; Fungi; Glomeromycota; Glomeromycetes; Diversisporales; Diversisporaceae
Source: the annotation of a GenBank genome assembly